Messenger RNA from Xyrauchen texanus (razorback sucker), 3042 nucleotides. It is a transcript of the gene mnd1, whose product is annotated as meiotic nuclear divisions 1 homolog (S. cerevisiae). Gene Ontology annotation, biological process: reciprocal meiotic recombination. Gene Ontology annotation, cellular component: nucleus. Gene Ontology annotation, molecular function: double-stranded DNA binding. The coding region runs from base 162 to 734 and encodes 190 amino acids. The record is from RefSeq and is a predicted model, not a curated record. Lineage: Eukaryota; Metazoa; Chordata; Actinopteri; Cypriniformes; Catostomidae. The transcript is spliced from 8 exons.
AAACAUGGUAAGAACACUAAUUAAACAGAAAUUUUACUAGUUAGUCAUUUGGGUACUUUCGAUUAUUUUUAUAGAACGUUGCUUACAUGGAUGAAUGCCUUAAGGCUGUCAACAUUUAGUCUAAAAAGAAAGGACUUAGCUUGGAAGAGAAAAGAUCUCGUAUGAUGGAAAUAUUUUUUGAAACCAAAGAUGUGUUUCAGCUGAAAGACAUUGAAAAAAUCGCCCCCAAAUCCAAAGGAAUCACUCCCAUGUCAGUGAAAGAUGUGUUGCAGAGUCUGGUGGACGAUAACAUGGUGGACACAGAGAGGGUGGGCACCUCCAACUAUUACUGGGCAUUCCCCAGUAAGGCCCUGCAUGCCCGUAAAUGCAGAUUAGAAGAGCUGAAGAGACAGCAUGAGGAGGGGAAGCAGCGUAAAAUAGCCCUUCAGCAAGCAGUUGACAAAGCCAAAGUUGGACGUGAAAUAAACGAGGAGAGAGAGGCUCUUCUGAAGGAGCUGGUGACAUUGAAAGGUCAAAGAGACCAGAUGAAGGCUGAACUGGAAAAAUACAAAGAAUGUGAUCCAGAAUUGGUGGAGGAGAUACGUAAGGCCAACAUUACAGCAAAGGAGGCAGUGUCUAGGUGGACAGAUAAUGUUUUUGCUAUCAAAUCUUGGGCAAAGAAGAAGUUUAGCUUCGACGACAGUCGUUUAGACAAAGCUUUUGGAAUACCAGAGGGUUUUGACUAUAUUAACUGACCAAAACCCAUACACUUUUUGAUCUUAAGAUUUUGUUUUACUGUUGUUCAAUACAUUUGUUUUGUUCCCCUACAUUGUUUGAUGCACACAUAUGUGACGUUUUGUUUAUGACAAAGCAUUGACUCGAUAACAUUUUGAAGAAUUUGGUGGGCAUUCUUGGGGGUUCCCAUAUCCUUUCAGUUUUAACCUUGUCUGAUCCAAGAUUGAUUUGUAAGCAUAAAAGUGUAAACAAUUGUGAAAAUGCUCUUGGUGUGAAAGUGGAGAAGGUGGUAUGUUAACCCUUGGCAACUCUUGAGUCUUUCUGACUAUUUGGACACCUGUUGAAAGAAAAACUAGUCCUGGGUUGAAGGGAUAGUUUACUGAAAAAAUUUAAAUUCUCUUAUCAUUUACUCUCAUGCCAUCACAGAUAUGUAUGACUUUCUUCUACUGAACACAAAUUAAGAUUUCUAGAAGAUCUCUGCUCUGUAGGUAAUUUCAGUGUAAGUGAAUGGUGGAUAGACCUUUCAAACUCCAAAAAUCUGCAUAAUUUAUGACUCCAGUGAUUGAAUGUCUUUUGAAGCGAUGCAGUCACUUGGGGUGAGAAUCAAUACUUUUUACAGUAAAUCUCCAAUUUCACUUUAAGAAUGUGUUUAUAUAUAUAUAUAUAUAUAUAAGCUCUUAAUUAUUUCUGUUUCUUACCCAGACCUAUAAUAUUGCUUAUGAAGACAGAUUUAACCAGUGACUUUAAUGAAGUCAUUUAGAUUACUUUUAUGCUGCCUUUCUGUGAUUUGUGGAGCUUGAACGAUCUGGUCACCAUUCACUUGCAUUGUAUGGACCUACAGAGCUUAAAUAUUCUUUGUUUGUGUUCAGCAGAAGAAAGUAAGUCAUACACAUCUGGGGUGUUUAAAUUAGAGAAUUGUAAUUUUUUUGUGAACUUUCCCUUUAAUGAUUUGAGGCGCUCAUCAAAGGCCAAUUCAAGUUGAUAAACAAUGGGUUGAGUUUAAGAAAUGUAACCACAGCUACUUGUGUUUGAUGUAUAUGCCAUUAUUCUUAAAAAUGUUUGACUUUGUAAAAUGAUUCCAGAGUUAUUCCAGAUGUACAGGGACACAUUUUUUUUGUUUGUGUUUAAGUUUAGUGGGCUCACCUAUUCACAAGGCAUGUUUUCUACAUACUUUAAGAAAAUGUUGUUAAUGAUUCUGUGUAAUCUGAUUUAAUAAAAGUGCAGUUAUCAAACAAGCUGUUCUGCAGAAUAAUAAUACUUUGAAAAAGUAUACAGAAACCAUUUGUUUUUGGGGAUUUCAUAAAUGUUUGUGUAAUAAUAUAUUUAUUACCGAAUAGUUGGAAUAGUUUUAAAUAUUUUAUUAAUGUAAUAUUAGUAAUUUAAAGUAAUAUUGUAGUUUUAACAUAUCGAUGAUCCAUGAAGUUAUCCUUGAGUAUCCAGUGAGUCUAGAUCUGCCAUACUACCAUUAGCAAUGUUACUGCAUUUAGUAGGCCCAAUGUGGGCAUAAAUCGAAGUGUUUUUUUGGUUGUAUUUACACAGAAUGCUUAAUGCUGCUCAGGGGUGGCAUAACUGCAUUUAGACAGAAAUUAAAAUUGCAUAAUAUUAUGGAUACAUUUUUCAAAUAUAAAAUUAUACUUUAAAUAUGAAACUAAAUUACGAAAUAUAUGCUCUAACAUGACAACAACAAAGUGUAAGGCUUCUAUGGCAUUUAAUUUACAUCGAUCCAAAGCAGUAUCAGAACUGCCUUUGAUACUAUAUGGGCUGAGGUGGGUCAGAGCAAGCAUAAUUUAGACUGGCUUUUAUGUGAGGCACUUACAAUGAAUUAUUCUGUUACUUAAAACGUGGAUUAAGUACUUGACAUUCCUCACAGGUGAAUAAAAAUACAAGUCAAUAACGGCUUGGCUGAGAGGGUUGAAUUUAUGUCCACGUCAAAAACAUUUUUAUAAACAUUAACAUAGACAAACUUUUGUUUAAAUUUGGUAAGCUAUUUUGUCUGUUGGACUUCCAUGAACUGGAGUGCGUCUUCUCACAAUUGUAAAACACACCUGUAGCAAAAUAGCGCUCUUAGCAAACAGCUGUUAUGAAUCUGAGAAAUAGGCCCCAGAUGGAACAAUGUGACAUUUUAUGCUGAUGCUUGCUUAUCUGCUUUGUAUGUUUUCAGAACUGUCUUGAGCACAUAUUGUACUUGAUAAUAAUGUUCUUCUGUAAAUGAGAGGAAACGACCCCAUUUAUGGAGGAUUGUGAAAGUUCAAUACUGGGGUUGUAACCAGCCUUGUGUGACAAGAACCAUAUAAAACCCUUGAUUGCUUUUAAUAAAUCGAGGAAUUG